GGUUGCCCCUUGCCCGCGGGCCCGCCCGCCUCGCGCGGUUGUCUUGGAGAGGGACGCGUAGGCGACGCCACUGCGGUCGGGUCGGAUCCGGUUCCUGGACGCGGAACAGAGACCCCCUGAUUCAGCCACCCCCAGAGUGAGCCGCAUAGAGUGCAGUUCUACCUUCCCGCCCCGACGAGGGUGCCAGAGACGCUGCGGACAACACCAGCAUGUCGAGCGAGCAGAGCGCCCCGGGGGCCUCGCCCAGGGCCCCGCGUCCGGGGACCCAGAAGUCGUCUGGCGUGGUGACCAAAAAGGGAGAGCGCGCGGCCAAAGAGAAGCCGGCGACCGUUCUGCCUCCCGUGGGCGAGGAGGAGCCCAAAAACCCUGAGGAGUACCAGUGCUCAGGGGUCCUCGAGAUCGACUUCGCCGAGCUCUGCACGAGGUCGGGCUACACGGACUUCCCCAAAGUUGUCAACCGGCCCCGCCCUCACCCGCCCUUUGUCCCCUCCGCCUCUUUGUCAGAAAAGGUCACCCCAGAAGACCCACGGCUGUCGGGGUCCUGCAGCCUUAACAGUCUGGAGAGCAAAUACGUGUUCUUCCGGCCCACCAUCCAGGUGGAGCUGGAGCAGGAGGACAGCAAGUCGGUGAAGGAAAUCUACAUCCGCGGUUGGAAAGUUGAGGAACGGAUUCUGGGUAUUUUCUCUAAAUGCCUGCCCCCACUCACCCAGCUACAGGCCAUCAACUUGUGGAAGGUGGGGUUGACAGAUAAGACCCUGACCACCUUCAUCGACCUCCUGCAUCUCUGCUCAUCCACACUCAGGAAGGUGUCUCUGGAGGGGAACCCACUGCCAGAGCAGUCCUAUCACAAGCUCAUGGCCUUGGACAGCACGAUCGCGCACUUGUCUCUGCGCAACAACAACAUCGAUGACCGCGGGGCGCAACUCCUGGGCCAGGCGCUGUCCACGCUGCACAGCAGCAACCGGACCCUGGUCUCGCUCAACCUGGGCUUCAACCACAUCGGGGACGAGGGCGCGGGCUACAUCGCGGACGGCCUCCGGCUGAACCGUUCCUUGCUCUGGCUGUCCCUGGCCCACAACCGCAUCCAGGACAAGGGCGCCCUGAAGCUGGCGGAGGUCCUGCGACCCUUCGAGCUGACGCACACCGAGGUGGUGGAGCGCCGGCGCCUCCUGCUGGAGAAAGGGACGCAGGAGCGCUCGCGAUCGCCCUCCUCCUCGAGACACGGAGACUCCAAAACAGACCGUGAGAAGAGUCAGAUGGUAGGGAUCAGCAACAGCGCACUGGUGGACAAGACAGACAAGACGCAGGCAAUGAAAACCCCUAAGGGCCUGGGCAAGAAAAAGGAGAAAUCAUGGGAAUUGACCAAGAAAGAGGAGAAGUCAGGGGCUGGGCAGUCGCCCACACAAGGAACCCCUAAGAAAGAUGACGCCACAAAAGCAGGCAAGGGGAAGGUAACCAUCCCUGAGCAGAAGCCAAGCAAGAUAAAAGGGAUCAAGAUCGGGAGCAGAGAGAAGCGCAGCCUCCUCCCAGAGUCGGAGCACCUAGGACAAAGCCUGGAGCAUAGCCGGCAGUCAAAACAUCAGCUGGUUGUUGAGGCUACUGAGGUGAUCAACCCUCUCCUGGAGCCAGUGGAGCACCGAGCUGGGAAAGUUUUCAUGCCUGGGAACAAGGUCCUUUUGCACCUCAACCUUCUCCGGAACCGCAUCACAGAGGUGGGGCUGGAGGGCUUCCUCGCCACGGUGCAGCACCAGCUGCAGUUCUCCAAGGCCAAGAGUGUGUCCAAGGGUCCAGUGGGGCUGCUGUGGCUGUCCCUGGCUAAAAAUUGCUUCGCUCCACAAUGUCCUGCGUAUGCCAAGAUCCAGGAACUGAUGUUGCCAAGGGACCCCAUUAAGGUCAAGCUCAGGGAGGACGAGGCCAUGGCUUUCUUCCCCUAGCCCCUCCCACCUGCUUGCCUCUGAGCCACAGAAGCACCUCCUGUCCCUGUGUGGACUGACCUCCCCGGGGGAGUUCUCAAGACCAAUAACAAAGCCUGUUGCUAUUCUUUUCCUUGAUGUUGUCUGAAAACUUCUUCCAGAACUGCUUAGAACAUUUGGAUUUUGUGUGUCUGUCCAUGUUACAUGGCCAGGAAUGGCUAAAAAGUGAUGGUCUGCAUUACAGUUCUGCUGGGGAUGAUCUCAGCUCCCUGGCCUUAGCUAGCCAGGAACAUUGCCUUUCUGCCUCCUGGGGGCUAGUUCUUUCUGGCUCUGGCAAUAGCCAUUCCCCCACUGUGUUGCCUAGGGGACAUGGAUUAGGUCAGCGUUUGCAUUCAGAAAGAUCUGGGAUAGGGAUUAGUAACUGACACACACAGGCUUGGGAGAAGGCGUGGAAGCAGGAGCAGGUAAAGCAGAGGGACGGAGCACACGGGCUCCACACCCGCUCCCUUCUGCCUCCCUGCCUGGCUGGCCCACGUGUUUGACUGGUUUGGAGGAGCAGUAAAGGGCUCAGGUGAAGAGAAUGAACAAAGGCUUGGCAGGCCACUUUGGAGAGGGUGCUGAACUCCCAACAUCUACACAGCAAAGGCCAAGCAUUGAACAUGAACUCUAGUAACACGGCCUGCAGAAGUCAGCAAUCUGAAACCAGAGGUGUGAGGUUCCUGAGCCCAGUCAGGGGCCCCAAACCUUUACCCUUCAGUGCUGCCUCCGCUGAGGUCCCCUGCCAGUGCCCAGAGAGCAUAGGAUGGCUUCUGGGGAGCCUCCCUGUAACCUACAGGAAUGUUUGAGAAGGCGCAGACAACACCGUUCCACAUUCUCUAGUCCCACUUCCCUCAUUCCACUGCCUCUGCCUACCUAGAGUUCCCUUGUCCUGCCAUCUUACUAGGUGGCUCAGUGGCACCUGGGCCUGUCUCCUGCCUCAGUGCCUGGAGCAUUCCUGGUCUCACUGCCUCAGCGCCUGGAGCACUCCUGGUCUCACUGCCUCAGCUAUCUCUCUGCAGGUAGCUGUGGAGUGAGCUUCUCCAGGGAAAACCCAUCAUUUCUUUGAAUUCCCAACACUGAACGCAUUGAGGUGCUGGAUGACGGUCAGUCACUCUAGCUUCUGCUGGGAACCCUGCCAUGUCCUCUAGAGCUUCGGUGACCCCUUCAGCCCAUAUCCUUAUCUCCACCCUUCACCAGUAAUGACUCCUCUAUCAGUUCUGAUGCCCAACUAGACUGUAACCUAACGAGGACACAGCUGAGGAUUGUGAGAGGUACAGGAGUCAGGGUAUUGGAUAUUUAGGGCUGGAAGAGAAUUUGUCACUGGAAUCCAACACUGAACGCCAGGAGACAGGGGUGGUAUGGCUACAGUCUUGGUGAUGUGGCUGUGUCUGUGGGAUGUGGCUGGGGAUGACAGUGAGGAACUGGCUGGGCCUGAGGGAACCCUCCUGCUUAGUUUUGGCUUUUAAAGUACUGAAGCUCAUUGAGGGCAGCUCAUGAGACCCCUUGACUCAGGGUCCACUAGCUCCUUUAUGUAUAUAUGUGUGUGUGUGUGUGAGUGUGUGUAACUGAGCUCAGUGUUUUGUCAUGUUUUCUCCAUGGGGGUUGUAUAACUUCAGUUUGCCCAGCCCUCAGUUCAGUGAGUGCACAUCUGAAGCUCUGGGAGGGAAGAGGCAAGAUCGGGGUCUGGGGGUGGGAGGGCUCCCUCUGGAUCCCACUAUCCAAUCCUAACCAGUCUUACAGGGAACAAACACUGUAUCUUUUAUCACAGCGAUUCCAAGAA
Molecule: messenger RNA, 3732 nt
Organism: Saimiri boliviensis boliviensis (Bolivian squirrel monkey)
Lineage: Eukaryota; Metazoa; Chordata; Mammalia; Primates; Cebidae
Gene: LRRC71
Product: leucine rich repeat containing 71
Molecular function (GO): protein binding
Source: RefSeq, a predicted model, not a curated record